UCAGAGAGAGGGAGACUAUGCAGCCUGCCAUACAGAAGUGUAUAGGGCAGUGGAUGUAAAUAAACCGUGUAUCCAUACUUUUCUUAUUCCCACCCCCUUUUACCCGAGCCAGAGACGGGACUUGGAUAACGAUUCGUGAUGAAAAUAUCAUUGGGGACACCCAAAAUUAAAUAAUCUGAUAACGUAAGGGCCUUCCGCAAAAAAUCGGAUUAAUUUUAAGGGUGAGGACCGGGAGUGCUGGGGAGCUCGUCGCCGGCUUCCGGACAUUUUGGGGCGGCAUUGAAACCGCAGACGUCGCUCCUGGGGAGAAAGCAAGCUAAAUAAUCUUCAGCAUUGGAGUAAAAUCUCUGGAAGUGAUAGAUUUUGUUUCAGCGAUGUCCAGGAAAGUCCAAAGAAGCGAGGUGUGCGCCGACUGCAGUGCACCAGACCCGGGGUGGAGCAGUAUAAACCGAGGGGUUCUGAUCUGCGAUGAGUGCUGUUCUGUGCACAGGAGCCUGGGCCGUCACAUUUCCAUCGUCAAACACCUGCGACACAGUGGCUGGCCUCCUUCCCUACUGCAGAUGGUGCAGACCCUGGCCAGUAAUGGAGCAAACUCGAUCUGGGAACACUCUCUGCUGGAUCCAGCACAAGUUCAGAGUGGGCGCAGGAAACCGAACCCACAAGAUAAAGUCCACCCCACUAAGUCAGAGUUCAUUCGCGCCAAGUACCAGAUGUUAGCCUUCGUCCACAAGCUGCCCUGCCGUGAUGAUGAUGGGGUCACUACGAAGGACCUCAGCAAGCAACUCCACUCAAGUGUGAGGACAGGAAGUCUGGAGACGUGUUUACGGCUGCUGUCACUAGGGGCACAAGCCAACUUCUUUCACCCGGAAAAGGGCACGACCCCUCUACAUGUGGCCGCCAAAGCGGGGCAGGUUCUGCAGGCCGAACUGCUGGUGGUGUAUGGAGCGGAUCCAGGAGCUCCAGAUAUCAAUGGCCGCACACCCAUAGACUAUGCCCGGCAAGCAGGUCACGUGGAGCUUGCCGAGCGCUUGGUAGAGUGUCAGUAUGAGCUCACAGACAGACUGGCCUUCUAUCUGUGUGGACGUCGCCCAGAUCACAAGAACGGCCAUUAUAUCAUCCCUCAGAUGGCAGACAGAGCUCGCCCUAAGUGCCCGACGCAGAGCCUGGACCUCUCUGAACUGGCCAAGGCAGCCAAGAAGAAGCUUCAAGCGUUAAAUAACCGUUUGUUCGAGGAGCUGGCUAUGGAUGUGUACGAUGAAGUGGACCGUAGAGAGAAUGAUGCAGUGUGGCUGACAACUCAGAACCACAGUACGCUUGUGACGGAACGGAGCGCCGUCCCCUUCUUACCCGUCAACCCUGAAUACUCAGCGACACGCAACCAGGGGCGGCAGAAAUUGGCUCGCUUUAACGCACGAGAAUUCGCCACCCUCAUUAUCGACAUUCUCAGUGAUGCCAAGCGACGGCAGCAUGGAAAAGGCCUUACAAGCCCCACAGACCCGCUGGAUCUGAGUCAGGCGGAUGAUGACCAACACGAUUAUGACAGUGUAGCGUCUGAUGAAGACACAGACAGCGAGCUAACCGCACAGAAUAACAACAACACUCAGCGCAACAACCGAGCCAAGAGCAUGGACUCGUCGGACCUGUCAGAUGGGCCCAUCACACUACAGGAAUAUCUGGAGGUGAAGAAAGCAUUGGUCUCCUCAGAGGCCAAAGUUCAGCAGCUCAUGAAGGUCAACAACAACCUGAGUGAGGAGUUGCGGAGGCUUCAGAUCUCAAUCACGCGGAUGCAGAUGGAGAACAGCGCGCUGCGGGGGGCCCAGGCUGGGGCCGGGGGUCCUCUGACUGGGGGUGGUGGCCCAGGGCUGUGGCCUGGUAGGGUAAGGGGUACGGGCAGUGGCGGAGGGGUAGGUGGAGACUCCAGCCUAAAUGCACCCUCGUCUGCCCCCCACCGCCGGGAUAGACAAGCUUUCUCUAUGUAUGAGCCCGUGGGGACCACCCCCAAAGCUCACACCCCAGCCCUGGACCCCCUGACGGGCCGCCUGCAGCCUCUCAGCCCCGUGCGAAAGUGCGCUCCUGCAGGUCCCACCCCCUACGGAGGAGCACACCUGUCAGCCUCCACUGAUGGGCGAUAUAAUCCUCCAAAAGCAGGAGAGAAAUAUGGGAGCGGAACUGAUAGUGACUAUGACAACUCUCAAACAUAUGACGUCUCCCUUGGUGUGGGUCGCAGCAGUGAGGAGGACAGCAGGGGAGAUGUGGAAGACACAGAGGGUGAGCCGGACCCCACGCUGCCCUGCACAGAGGACGUCAUCCUCAAAACCGAGCAGGUCACCAAGAACAUCCAGGAGCUCCUGAGAGCUGCACAGGAGUUUAAACAUGACAGUUUUGUGCCAUGCUCAGAGAAAAUCCACUUAGCUGUGACCGAAAUGGCCUCGUUGUUUCCCAAGAGACCAGCGCUAGAUGCAGUGCGUUCUUCCUUGAAGCUCCUGGCCGCCAGUGCGUCCCGCCUGCAGGUGGAGUGUCGUAAAGCGGCGCCCUCCGACUCGUCGGCCAGUACGGUGGACUACCAGCUCCUCACCCAGCAGGUCAUCCAGUGCGCCUACGACAUCGCCAAAGCUGCCAAGCAGCUGGUCACCAUCACCACCCGCGAGAAAAAACAGUGACCCUCCAGCACACUGGGGUCCUCAAGACUGAGAAACGGGAGAAAAGAGCAAGACACUAAGUAAAACUGACGGCUGGGAAUCGUUGGUCAGGUAGAUGGG
Molecule: messenger RNA, 2759 nt
Organism: Sinocyclocheilus grahami
Lineage: Eukaryota; Metazoa; Chordata; Actinopteri; Cypriniformes; Cyprinidae
Product: ARF GTPase-activating protein GIT1-like
Exons: 21
Coding region: 375-2660 (761 amino acids)
Biological process (GO): brain development; synaptic vesicle recycling; regulation of G protein-coupled receptor signaling pathway
Cellular component (GO): postsynapse; neuron projection; synapse
Molecular function (GO): small GTPase binding; GTPase activator activity
Source: RefSeq, a predicted model, not a curated record